This is a messenger RNA of Glossina fuscipes, 1783 nucleotides long. RefSeq names its product zinc transporter 2 (gene ZnT35C). The coding region runs from base 127 to 1389 and encodes 420 amino acids. NCBI's taxonomy places the organism in Eukaryota, Metazoa, Arthropoda, Insecta, Diptera, Glossinidae. The record is from RefSeq and is a predicted model, not a curated record. Gene Ontology annotation, molecular function: zinc ion transmembrane transporter activity. Gene Ontology annotation, biological process: zinc ion transmembrane transport; response to zinc ion. The transcript has 8 exons. Gene Ontology annotation, cellular component: plasma membrane.
AAGUGUUUUAAAAAAGUGCAAGAUUAUUACAAAUUAUUUAAGUAAUUUAAGGCAAAAAAGACACACGAUUUUUCUCGAUUGUAAAAGCCUGUGAAUUUUGUAUAAUUUCUAGUUUUGCACGAUAACAUGUCGAAACAAGAGGAUACGCCAAUUAUAGUAGAUUUUAAGCAACGCCAAUUAGGUGGAGUUGCAAAUUACGGUUCGGCAGGUAAUUUGGAAAGUCCUGGUUCCCCGGCAAGCUCUUCUAGUGAUCAUAACAUUAAUAACAAUCAUCCAUCACAUUUAGUGGAAAAAAAAUCAUCAGUUUUCUGUUUACAUGGGCAACGUAAAAUAGAAGUGCGUGAUUAUUGCUAUGGCUCACGUGUUGAAGGUGUUGAUAAGAGAGCACGCCGUAAGCUAAUAACUGCUAGUAUUUUAUGCUUAUUUUUCAUGCUAUGUAUGAUUGUAGGUGGUAUUCUAUCCAACAGUUUGGCAAUUGCUACCGAUGCUGCUCACUUGUUAACCGAUUUGGCCAGUUUUUUGAUAUCAUUGUUUGCCAUAUGGCUUGCCGGUAGACCAUCAACUGAACGUUUCUCCUUUGGUUGGUAUCGUGCUGAAGUGAUUGGUGCUUUGGUUUCUGUUAUUAUGAUUUGGGUAAUUACCGCCAUAUUAGUCUGGUUGGCCAUUGAACGUUGCGUAACUCAAGAUUUUGAAGUUAACGCUGCCAUCAUGUUGAUUACCUCUGGUAUAGCUAUUGUUGUCAAUUUAAUUAUGGGUUUCCAAUUGCAACAUGGUCAUGGCGUAGGUAUGGCUCAUGCACAUUCCAGCGGUGAUGGUCUAAUGGCAAAAUUAAAAUUUAAAAAAUCGAAAUCAAAUAGCGUUCCCGCUAAAGCAACGCUGGAAACCAUUGUGACUGAUGCAGGUCAUCAGCAUGGUCACGGUCAUGGGGUUAAUAUAAAUGUGCGUGCCGCGUUCAUACAUGUCUUAGGCGACAUGUUGAACAGCGUGGGCGUUUUUGUGGCUGCAUUGAUUAUCUAUUUUCGGCCACAGUACGUUAUAGCUGAUCCCGUUUGCACAUUUAUAUUUUCGAUUAUCGUUUUGUUUACCACAUUUGCUAUCAUGAAAGACGCUCUAUUGGUUUUGAUGGAGGGUACACCUAACUUUUUAGAGUAUACGGAAAUACUCAAUGUUUUCAAGCGAAUCGAGGGAGUAGAACGUGUUCAUAACCUCCGUAUUUGGGCUUUAAGCAUUAACAGAGUCGCAUUAUCAGUACACUUGGCAAUUGGCGAAGGUGUCGAUGCGAAAAAAGUUCUAGAAACAGCAACUAUUGCCGUUCAUAAACGUUAUCAUUUCUUUGAGACAACCAUACAAAUUGAAGGAUUUUCACCCGAAGUGGAAAUUUGUGCAUAAUGACACCCAUUGCUAUUAAAAUUAAAGCAAACGAUAAAUUUGGAUUUAAAACAAUUUGCAGGGAAAUCUCACGUAUAUUCUGCAUAAACUAUUUUGCCAUUAAAAUAUUUACACUCUCUCUUUCUCUCUAGCUUCGUCUUAUAAUGGCUCUCUGCAAUUUCGUUUGUCCUUAUUUUCGUUUUUGACUGUUGUAUGACAGCACAUAAAGAAAUCAUUUCAUAUUUCAGUCUUAUAUGCAUCCAUAUGUACGCUUUAUUAACUUCAUUUUGCUCAUUGCAAAUGGCAAAGUAUUGUCAUUCUCUUGUUUGCGGUUGCCUUGUGUACGCGUUCAAUAACGAAAAAUUACAUUUCUUAUAAGCAUUGCUUUUUCGCUUUUGCCUUGUGUACGCGUUCA